Molecule: messenger RNA, 2265 nt
Organism: Paramormyrops kingsleyae
Lineage: Eukaryota; Metazoa; Chordata; Actinopteri; Osteoglossiformes; Mormyridae
Gene: gnrhr1
Product: gonadotropin releasing hormone receptor 1
Biological process (GO): cellular response to hormone stimulus; G protein-coupled receptor signaling pathway
Cellular component (GO): plasma membrane
Molecular function (GO): protein-hormone receptor activity; peptide binding; G protein-coupled receptor activity
Source: RefSeq, a predicted model, not a curated record
CUAUAGACGCUGCGGCUAGACUGUCCGCGCCUUGCGGCUUUAAGGGAAACGCGCUAUUCGCGAUUCUGUGGCUGGCAGCCUGGGCGACUCCGCUCAGCGUGGAGUCAGUGCUGACUGCGGCAUAUCAGCGUCACAAGCCCACUCAUCUACCGGAGCUUUUGCUGCACUAAAACGCAGGCAAACUGACACCCACUGGGGUAGUUUAACCCUCGAGAAACAAAUGUCAGUGAAUAAUUUGGCAGAAAAGGGGGAGAAUAGUGUAAAAAAAAUCUGAUGCGGAGCUCGCGGAGACUUGUUCGCUAGUGGUUAUUGUUAUUGGGUAACCCUCGUGUGAUCAGCAAACGAUUGUUUUUUUAAUUUGGGAAGGAAAUUACAUACGCAGGAAUGGACAACUGUUGACAAAAUUAAUAGCAAACAUCAAAUCCCUGGAGCUAACGGAUUUCUUCAGGAGUUGAGGAAUAUAAGAGAAUGUCUGGGAAUCUGUCUCUGUUUUUGGCGACACCCCCAGAGCUGCAGGAAAACACAUCCUCCAACUCCUCCUCCGCCCCGUGGUCCCCGGACUGGGCGGCCCCCACUUUCACCAGGGCGGCCCAGUUCCGAGUGGUGGCCACUCUGGUGCUCUUCCUGUUUGCGGCCGUCAGCAACCUAUCGGUGCUGGGCAGCGUGGCGUGGGGGCGGGGCCGGAGACUGGCCUCCCAUCUGCGGCCCCUCAUCAUGAGCCUGGCGGUGGCCGACCUCAUGAUGACCUUCGUUGUGAUGCCGCUGGACGCCGUGUGGAACGUGACCGUGCAAUGGUACGGCGGAGACGCUCUCUGCAAGCUGCUCUGCUUCCUCAAGCUCUUCGCCAUGCACUCGUCGGCCUUCAUCCUGGUGGUCAUCAGCCUCGACCGGCGCCAUGCCAUCCUCCACCCCCUCGACUCCUUCAACGCCAGCCGCAGGAACAGGAAGAUGUUACUCUUGGCCUGGUCCCUCAGCCUGCUUUUGGCCUCCCCACAGCUCUUCAUCUUCCGGGCCAUCAAGGCUGAUGGUGUGGACUUCACCCAGUGCGUGACCCACGGGAGUUUCCGGCACCGCUGGCAGGAGACGGUCUACAAUAUGUUCCACUUUAUCACGCUCUAUGUUGUCCCCCUGCUGGUCAUGAGCGGAUGCUACACCCGCAUCCUCAUUGAGAUCAACCAACAGAUGCUCAAAAGCAGAGGCACAGAGCCAUGCUUGAGACGUAGCGGCACAGACAUGAUCCCCAAGGCACGGAUGAAGACUCUUAAAAUGACCAUCGUCAUUGUGGUGUCCUUUGUGGUCUGCUGGACUCCCUACUACCUGUUGGGCAUCUGGUACUGGUUCCAGCCAGAGAUGCUGCGAGUGACGCCUGAGUAUAUCCACCACAUCCUAUUUGUGUUUGGAAACUUCAACACCUGCUGCGACCCCAUCAUCUAUGGUCUGUACACCCCUUCUUUCCGUGCCGACCUGGCUGCCUGCUGGUGUCGUCGGUCCCGGAACUCCUCCCCAAGAUCACUGGAGCACCUUUCAGCCCGAAGGGGGGCUGCCAGCGGCGAGGCCGAGUCUGAUAUCCCCAGCGGUGACCAGCACAGUAGCAUUCAGCAGUAGAGAUCAACAAGCGACCUGCGAGAGUCCUUCACUGUCAUGUCAUGCCCUCCCUGUGGAUGCAGAUUCUGAGUGUCUAUUCAUAGAAACUUCCAUGACUCAGUAUCAUAGGAUUAUGAUUCACUUCUCGUGCCAUAAAAAACGAUGAUAUACAUAUUUCUUGGAUGGAAACUCAUAGUUUCAAUAUCACUCGUAAUUCUGGAAUGGAAUUUUACCUCACUUCUGUGAUUAAGCAUUCUGAAACUGUGGUUCACUGACUACUUGUUACGUGCUGGUGAAUAUAAUAUUGCCUUCACUGGAAGCUCAAUACAUAUCUCUUAAGCUUUGUCAUUUGUGCUUCACGCCUUCUUCCAUUAUCAUCAAUAUAGAGUAAUAAACCUUAAGCAGUUAUUCAAAAGUUUGUUAUUUGCUCAAAGUGACCCUACGAACAGAAGUGCACUUGUAAAUGAAUGAGCAUUAGGUUUGGUAAAUUAUAACACAAAAUAAAUGAAUAAAUCAUGAGGCAUGAUAAAGACUAAAAAAACAUAAAAUAUUCAGAGAAUACAGUGUUCAUCUUGCUUUUCAUUUUGCAAAGAGAGCAGUGUAUCCCUUGUCAUACUUGUGACAACUCAUAUCAUUAGCGAUGUAACCAGUUUUGUAAAAAUAAACUAUUAAUAUGAACAA